AUGGAUUCUCUCACGACCCAUCCCUCCACCGCGCAGCAGGCCCGGGCCUUCACUUCUCCUGCCUCUCUGUCCUUUCCCGGUGGUGCUGGUGACUUGACACCACCUUCCGAUAAAGAUGGAAACAUGGCGAUGAGCCUUCAGGGUGCAAACGGACAUGUGAACGGCCAGCAGCAGGGAGGAAAUGCCACCAACGGCAACGGGGUGACACCCGCUACUCCUGUUGCAACUCCAGGUGCCAAUACUCCGGGGAGUGGCAUUGUGCCUACGUUGCAAAAUAUUGUCGCUACUGUAAAUCUUGACUGUCGCCUGGAUUUGAAGACUAUUGCGCUCCACGCAAGAAAUGCGGAGUACAAUCCAAAGCGUUUCGCGGCCGUGAUUAUGCGUAUCCGUGAACCCAAGACCACCGCUUUGAUUUUUGCCUCGGGCAAGAUGGUUGUCACUGGUGCCAAGUCAGAGGAUGAUUCGAAGCUGGCAUCCAGGAAGUACGCGCGUAUCAUCCAAAAGCUCGGAUUUAAUGCCAAGUUCACGGAUUUCAAGAUCCAGAACAUUGUCGGCUCCUGUGACAUCAAGUUCCCUAUUCGCCUAGAAGGUUUGGCUAGUCGCCACCACAACUUCAGUUCUUAUGAACCUGAGCUGUUCCCUGGUCUCAUCUACCGUAUGAUGAAGCCCAAGAUCGUACUUUUGAUCUUCGUCAGUGGCAAGAUUGUCUUGACCGGCGCCAAGGUCCGUGAAGAGAUCUACCAGGCGUUCGAGCUAAUCUACCCUGUGCUUUCUGGUACAGUACCUUGCAUUCCAACCCGUUCGUAA
Aspergillus bombycis is the source of this 807-nucleotide messenger RNA. RefSeq names its product TBP family protein. Gene Ontology annotation, biological process: DNA-templated transcription initiation. The transcript is spliced from 3 exons. The record is from RefSeq and is a predicted model, not a curated record. NCBI's taxonomy places the organism in Eukaryota, Fungi, Ascomycota, Eurotiomycetes, Eurotiales, Aspergillaceae. Gene Ontology annotation, molecular function: DNA binding; RNA polymerase II general transcription initiation factor activity. The coding region runs from base 1 to 807 and encodes 268 amino acids.